Messenger RNA from Macroventuria anomochaeta, 2374 nucleotides. RefSeq lists its product as uncharacterized. NCBI's taxonomy places the organism in Eukaryota, Fungi, Ascomycota, Dothideomycetes, Pleosporales, Didymellaceae. The record is from RefSeq and is a predicted model, not a curated record. Gene Ontology annotation, biological process: peroxisome inheritance. The transcript has 2 exons. Gene Ontology annotation, cellular component: extrinsic component of intraperoxisomal membrane. The coding region runs from base 412 to 2157 and encodes 581 amino acids.
AACCGGUGGAGCAACGACCCAAUGACGUACCCGCGCCUUCCAUUCAGCCACGGUCCGCGCGCAUACUAGACCUAUAGGUCUGCAUUUUGACUGUUGACAUAGAAACGUCCAGCGCGUUGUUUGUAACCGUCUACAUCUGCAAGGAGCUAACUCAACGGUGAUCGCCUGUGUGGACCCCGUAAUUUCUGUGAUUGACAUCUGAAGCGCUGUGGAUCCCGUGAAACUUGUACCUCGCGCCAAGUGUUCGAAGAGCAAGGCACGCCAGAUCUCAGCCUCCACCUAACGACUCAACAGCCAACACACGAUAACACGACAGGACGACACGUACGACGACCGCAACGCCUUUUGUGCUCCGCAAACGGCACGUAGCACGAUACGCCAGACUUCGAAAUGCAUGCAUGAGCAACUACCAUGUCCUCCCCACUAGCUCCCUCGAGAACUCCAGAACACGCGCCGCCCCCACUGAACAAUGGACGCCGCUCCUUCACAGUGCCUGCUCGACUGAGGAGUAGUCCGGCAUCGGCUUCAGCUUCAACAAACAGUGCAGAUGGCAUAGAAACGCUGGUCGUCUGCCCGCACUCAAAGAUCGUUUCCUUUACAGCUACAGGCGCCUCAGCUGCCGGUGGUGAAGCCCACAUUGCUUGGAGAACGCCCACUGAGCGCACCCUUGCCGUUGGGGUCCUGCGCAUAUACCGCGUGACAGCAUCCAAUGUGUCUUUCCUUAACUCCGGCAACCUCCUGCACACCAUCUUUCCUCGAUCACAAUGCUGGUGUGUAGACGGACAGUCAGUUUUCGUACUCAGGAUAAGGCAAGACUCGUACUAUCGCAUGGAACUGCCGUUCGAGACGAAUGAAGACAAGGCCAAGAUCGAACAGUUCAAGUCAGUGCUAGGCCAGGUCCUGCAGUACGAAAAGACGCAAUGUCCAUUCACGCGAAGCUUCGAAGUUGAGCUACCUGAACGCCCGAAAACGCCACCGCGUAAACGUCCUACAAGGAGAUCAACACAGAAAGCAAAGAAGUGGACCUUUGACAAGACAUGGAUGCCAGAGGACGGGCUGCGACCUUCUACACCUGUGCUAGAAGGCUCUGAUUCGGCUAAUACAUCUUCGUACGAAGAGGACGACCGGUCCAGCAUUCACACUGACACCAGCGACGUACCAGUUCCUGAAACACCAGGGACCGUCUUCGACAAUACACCGCCCCCUAAAGUAGUACGAAGGCUGUCAGUAGCAGAACGUGCGCAACUUUUCCAAAGCCCACGAUCAAUCACAGCGCCGAUAAGUACAGCAAGACACAGAUCGGUGUCGUCAGCAUCGUCAAUGGGCUGCAUCCCUGAGAUGUCGAAAGAAGAAGAGAAGGAGAAGGAGAGGGAUGUUAAGCCAGCAAUUUUGGAACGUAAAACGUCCACGGACGUUGCUAGCCUCUUGUCGAGCGCAGACUCCUUCUACUCACUGAACACGGCUCGCCGCAGCCCCUCCCCACCUUUCCUGGAUGCUGAAGCCGAGAUUCUCAAUCCAUGGGCGGACACUCCACCAAGGCAAGACGCUACAAGGGGACGGACGAGACAUCGUCGUGACAUGUCAGAACUCACAGUGCGAGCUACAUCCGCAGAUCAUGUUGAUAAGUCUGCUGCUGUGACACCCGUUUUACCCCUCCUUCCGAUUACAACACCAUCGAUCGACGUACGCCCCUCAUCUGCACCUCACACCCCUCCACUUGUGAGCGAUUCCGACGAAGAUAGUCUUGGGCUCCCCUCACUGGAUGUACCCACACCGCCGGACAUGAUUCGUAUGAGGAAGCUCACAGGCGCCUCGCCGCGACGAGCAUUUUCUCCAAUGCCACAGCCGCAGAACUUGUGCUUCCCCACCAGGCACAAGCCUGCUCAAAAAUUUACGACCGCUCUAGUCCGCAAGACUUGCGAGAUUGUUCUUGGGCCACCACAACAUCUUGUAUCGCUCAUGUUGCGCAUAGCAGCAAGCAUAUCUAAUGGCUUCGGCUUUUCUACUUACCGUGUUCGACGUACUGAGAACAUACCUGGCUCGUGGGAGUCCAGUGGCGAGGAGGACGAAUGGGAGGAAGACGAUUUUGGCAUUCCUCUCAGCAACUUGGGGGAGCCGGCGACACGCAGGACAGGGUACCCUGGUGAGCUGGACUGAUCUUUACGCAUGACUACUUGCAUACUCUACGGACGAUACCAGGCGUUUUGCAUCUUUUCUAUCAGCAUUUACAUGGUUCGGCGAUAUGACCCAGUUAUGGUUCGACUGCAUAUGUAUGAUUUGGACGGUUACGGAAAGCUACAUGAUUGUAAUAUCACGAUAUACGUGAAAGAUAGUUGGAUUUCUGGCUUAGUAUGAAGUAAGACUGAUUGCGACC